Molecule: messenger RNA, 1706 nt
Organism: Capsicum annuum
Lineage: Eukaryota; Viridiplantae; Streptophyta; Magnoliopsida; Solanales; Solanaceae
Product: BES1/BZR1 homolog protein 4
Exons: 2
Coding region: 102-1073 (323 amino acids)
Biological process (GO): DNA-templated transcription; brassinosteroid mediated signaling pathway
Molecular function (GO): DNA-binding transcription factor activity
Source: RefSeq, a predicted model, not a curated record
CUUCCCCACUUUCUAAAUUUCAACUUCCGAUCCAAACCAAAACCCGGUUCACACUCAGCCCAUUCUCCCAACCCGGUUCGACCCGGUUCCCGUUCACCGGAAUGACCUCCGGCACGAGACUUCCGACAUGGAAGGAAAGAGAAAACAACAAACGGAGAGAACGCCGGCGAAGAGCAAUCGCGGCGAAGAUAUUCGCCGGACUUAGAAUGUACGGUAACUAUAAGCUACCGAAACACUGCGAUAAUAAUGAAGUGUUGAAAGCUUUGUGUAAAGAAGCUGGUUGGAUCGUUGAAGAAGAUGGAACUACUUACAAAAAGGGAUGCAAACCAGUAGGACAUGUGGAUAUUAUAGGUUAUUCAGCAUCUGUAAGCCCCUACUCGUCUUACCAACCGAGUCCAGGUGCUUCAUAUAAUCCAAGUCCUGCUUCAUCAUCUUUCCCUAGCCCAGUCUCAUCCAAUUAUGUUGAGAAUGCCCAAAAUAAUCAUGAUCCUAAUGCACUGAUUCCUUGGCUUAAGAAUCUCUCAUCCGGAUCAUCGCCUUCAUCAUCCAGAUUUCCUCACCAUUUGUACAUUCCCGGGAGCUCUAUAAGUGCGCCCGUUACUCCACCUUUGAGCUCUCCCACAGCUCGUACUCCUAGAAUGAGCGAUAUUCCUACAGCAAAUUCAACAUGGACACAACAACACUAUGCCUUCUUACCAUCAUCUACCCCAGCCAGUCCUGGUCGUCAAACACCACCAGAUUCUGGUUGGCUUUCUGGUGUUCAAACUCCACAAGACGGUCCUUCAUCUCCUACGUUUAGCCUUGUCUCACCAAAUCCAUUUGGAUUCACGGAGCCAAUAUCAAAUGGAGGGUCUCGGAUGUGGACACCAGGGCAAAGCGGCGCAUGUUCUCCUGCAAUCGCGUCAGGUAUCGACCAAACAGCUGAUGUACCAAUGUCAGAUGCUAUUUCAGCAGAGUUUGCAUUUGGUAGCCAUAUGAAAGGAUUAGUGAAGCCAUGGGAAGGGGAAAGAAUUCACGAGGAGUGCGCGACUGAUGAUCUCGAGCUUACCCUUGGGAACUCUAGCACUAGGUAACCUCUUCUUAUCCAAUGUUUGUCAUCAAUAUGUUUGCAACACACUUAUGCCAUCAACAAGGUAACGUUGGCCUAUGACGGUGGUGUCUGGGCCAACCUGCACGCACCUUGACUGGUCUCACUCGGUACCUUCUGCCUUCCACCAGCAUAGGAAUACCGGGUUACUCUGUCCACCACGGCCUGGACAGAUGAGAAGAAAUCACCUAGUGUCCUUUCGUGAUUUGAACUUGAGACCUCAUGGUUCAUGUCCCCCUUCAUUGACCACUAGGUCACAUCCUCGAGUUUGAUUAUCAUUUCUUUUCCUGAUUUUGCAGAUAGAGAAGUACAAGAAAAAACUACUUAUUCAUUAAUUUGAUCAUAAACAUAUCUUUGUGCAAAUUUGAAGUUUAACUUAUUAUGUUGAUUGUUAAAACCAGUUUAAAAUACACAGUAGAAACAAAUUAUACAUUUUCUUGUAGAUUGAAGUCUUUCUUUGGGGGGCACAUUUUCCCAUGAACUUUUCAUGUAUUUAUAGUGUACUACCCCAAUUUUUUACAUUCUUUUAAUUUCCCCCUUUAAAGAUUUGGAGUUUUUUUUUAGUUAUCUUUUAUAAUUGUUUGCAUGAUAUAGUAAUUAGCAUGCAGGAUUUGACUUA